Coccidioides immitis RS is the source of this 1008-nucleotide messenger RNA. RefSeq lists its product as uncharacterized. The coding region runs from base 258 to 638 and encodes 126 amino acids. Lineage: Eukaryota; Fungi; Ascomycota; Eurotiomycetes; Onygenales; Onygenaceae. The record is from RefSeq and is a predicted model, not a curated record. The transcript has a single exon.
UGCAUACACAGGCAACCUCUGAAGAAACUGCAUCACGUCGAAUGCUCGAAGGGACUGAAAUCGAUGUUGGUCAAACCUCCCAGCCGUGUGAUUUUAUAUGUCAGGGAUGCGUCACGCCUACUUCGCUGCCCAAAGUGGUGCUCUUCGGAUGGUCCUUCAGGCGACCGAAAGAGCCGCAAGCCGGGAAACCCCCCAGAAACGAAUAAGGGAGCUGAACAACACUGCAGCCGCAUAGUUCAGGCCCAGACCCGGAAGAAAUGGUCAAGGCCCCUCUCUCAAGGGAGACACGGUUGUAUCGAUCCGAAGACCCGGCGCACUCUCCACAGACUCGGGUUCCUUGCAGCAGAAGUGGCUUUAUUGGACCUGAGAAUCCCACGGUGAUAUCUACUACAUACCGCCACGCUCGCCCGGAUCCGGGUCUCGCAGUUGCGCUUCUCUUCAGCCGAGAGCGGUGGUUAGCGACUUCUGCACAGUCACUGGCUGACGAGGUUUGGAACCUGCGUGCCAGGGUUGAUUCGGCGACCGUCGUGGAGGGUGUCGCUGCGGACUGUCAUUGGCCGGCCCGCCUGGCGACCACACUUGAACCCACACGAUCAACCCAGCUGGCUUGCCCUCUGCUUCUUCUCUUCAUCUUGUGACGACGACCUCCGCGGGCGAAAUAACCUUGAUCCUCUGUCCUCCAGUCAUUGCGCGUGGUGCCUGCCUGGCAUGACAUGGAAGAGAAAGAAUUUUUAUCCUUGGAGGCAUCCACAGCGAAAUUACCUUUUUUUUUUUUUUUGCCUUUUUCUCUCACGGCGAAAGAUGCCUGGGAUGUUAAGCUUAGAAUGGCUGAUGUUUUAACCUUGCCUUGAUUAUUCGAUGCUCCGUAAUGGUGUACACUCCUGCACUCAUGCCGAAUAGAAGGACGUUGAGCUGCCCUCUGUCGGAUUGGUCAAACUUGAUCAUCCUGCAGGUAUUGCUUCUUUGAUGUUCUUCUUCCAUGUGAAUCAAGAUUUUCUUGUCUUGACA